AUGUUCCAGUGCCUCUUUUGUCCAGCAAGCUCCACCUUAGAGCCAUCCAAAGCUCCUAUGCUAGAAGUCAUUUGUGCGGAUGACGGCGACGACGACCAGCACCACGAUGUCGACUUUAUGCUGCUGCCAAGCAAGAAGAAGGAGACGAACAAUCAUGAAAUUCCAGAUAUUACCAAAUCUAAUUCCACAUCGACCGAAGAGACAAUGAACUCCGAGGACGACGAGGAAGAAGACGAAGAACACGAGAGAUACACCCGUGUCUACGACAAGCAAGACUCGUUGAACGUGGCCAUGCGUGCUUCUACCCCAUCGAGCCACACUUUGGAAAUCUUUUUCGAAGAGGAGGCACAGGAGAUUGAAACCGUUUUGUCUUUUUCUUCCCCCAAGAGUAUUAGCAGCAGCAGCAGCAGCAACAACAGUAGCAGCGCAACUCUUGUCUCGUCCCAUAGCUUCUUGGGCGAAGGACCAGUCCUAUUGUCUCCGUCGUUGGAGAUCAUCUCCACCAACCAAUAUGAACAAGAAAAAAAAGACCAAAUCCGAUGGAUGCGCAUCCAGCAAGAGUUGGAUGACAUCUUGAGGCACGUGGAAGGCGUUUUUGUCGAAGAUGAAGCAAUUGAAGCAUUGGGGAUUGCCGCCAAUCAAGUUGCCCAUCUUUCUCCUGGUGGUAAGAACGAAUCAUCAUCAUCCUCUUUUUGUUCUUCUGUAGGACAAUCCAUCGUCAAUGGCUCCCUUUUGGAAAUUGCGGAAGACUAUUACUUUGGUGACUCGGUCAGUUUUGUGGUCCGAUAUGCCGCCGUCUUGAGAAACACGGUCAAACAAAUGAAGAUGAAUGGACUGCACGAAAUCAAGUAUUAUCAUGGUCAAGAUUACGAAUAUGUUCGUCCAAUCAUGGGUGCUGCCGACGAUGAAACAAUGCUACUUGACACCACUAUUAGUCCUUCCACUCGGAGACAAAAAUUGGUCUCGCUUGCCCACACCGUUGCCCGGGGAAGUUGGAAAUCUGCAGGAUGGGUAUAUCAAAAGAUUGCUGGACCAUCAUCAUCAUCAUCAUCAUCAUCAUCAUCAUCAUCAUCAUCAUCGUCGUCGUCUUAG
Messenger RNA from Cylindrotheca closterium, 1092 nucleotides. The record is from the annotation of a GenBank genome assembly. NCBI's taxonomy places the organism in Eukaryota, Bacillariophyta, Bacillariophyceae, Bacillariales, Bacillariaceae.